Vicia faba (fava bean) is the source of this 681-nucleotide messenger RNA. The record is from the annotation of a GenBank genome assembly. Lineage: Eukaryota; Viridiplantae; Streptophyta; Magnoliopsida; Fabales; Fabaceae.
AUGCCGGACACUUUGGUGGAAUACGGGGAUGCUGUUCUUGUUUCUCAUCCAAUGAUACAUGGUAGAUUUCUGUCAAAGGGCCACACAUUUUACCGCACAGGUGAUGCUUUCCUGCAAUUUACUGUGAGCAGGUGUGGAUUUUUGUCACAAGCUGAUGCUAGUAGCACUGAAGAUGAUGAUGGUGAUGGUGACAAUGAUGAUGAUCACAUGGAGGUUGAAGAUCAGUUGACUGAGCUGGAUGCAGAUGGAGAUAGCGUUGAGUCUGAAACAUGCCUGUUGGAUUGUGUCCGGGAUGGCGAGAAACCAGAAUAUGAGCUGGAGUUGUUGGAUACCGAGAGUGUUCCAGCUGAGAAAAAAUCACGGAGUGCAAAGAGUCAAUAUGAACUAUUCAAGGCUGUUGUAAACGUUUCUGGUUUAUCCGUUGAUUCUGCUCUGAACAAGUGGGGGGUUGCAAGAGGUAAAGAAUUAAGCAGGAAAGAGAUUUUGUUGGCCUUGGUUAAUCUUCGAAAGCGUAAAAUGUAUGGAAAGGCUUUGCUGGCUUAUAAAAACGCCAAACAUCUGGCAAAUGGGAUUAGGGAGAGGAUGAAAGCUGAUAACGUAUUUUCCAACAGAGCUUUAUCUGACCAAUUUGCUGAAGUUGAUCCAUUUAGGAAAACUCCAGUUUCCAAUUUGCUUGAUUGA